AUUACCAUCAUCACUUAGCAGCCCACAUACCAAACCUAAAUUGCAAAACAAUUCUCUCUCUUUACUUCUUUUUUCAACCUUCCUUCUCACCUUUUCCCUCCUUUUGCCACCUUCUCUUGCUUGCCCCUUCCCACACUCCCCUCUCCUCAUGUCCCUCCCUCAAGCUUCUCCCUUCUUUCUCUCUCUCUCUCACAAUCACAAGAGUGCACUUGUCUUUCCAAAUAUAUUUAUAUAUACAUGGCAAAGGGGUCCGAGAUCUUCUUUUUUUCCACAAGAUCAUUCAUGCUUCUCUAGUUUAUGAUAUCCUUGCUUUUCUUUGUCCCAACAACAGCAGAAAAACAUUGAAGAAUUGGGUUGAAGAAGAAUCAAGAAGCUAUAGGGCCUUAUAGAAAUGGAUAGAAGGGAAAUUUUCACCAAAAUAUUCCUCCUGUUCUGUCUCUUGCUCUGUCCAGGUCCAAGUGAUGCUAGGAAGGUUGAUAUUUCCACUGACAAAAGGGACAUUACCACUCCAAUAACAACCGUCCCCACAAUAAUUCCCAGCAUUCCCACUUCAUCCGAUCCAGUUUUGAAUCCCAAUUCGAACCCGGAUUCGUCAUCUCCGGUGACCAUGACUCCGAUGACGGUUCCAACUACAAUGACAUCCCCUGUAUCUUCAGGGGGCAGCUGGUGUGUGGCUAGCCAGAGUGCAUCCAAGACUGCAUUACAAGUUGCUCUAGACUACGCCUGUGGCUACGGUGGUGCUGAUUGUGCAGCAAUUCAGACCGGAGGUGGCUGCUACAACCCCAACACUGUUCGUGAUCAUGCUUCUUACGCAUUUAACAGCUAUUACCAGAAGAAUCCAGUUCCUAGUAGCUGUAAUUUUGGAGGGACCGCUGUUACUACCAGCACAGAUCCAAGUGGCGGGACAUGUCAGUAUCAAUCCACAAGCACAAGUUCUUCUGUCUUAAACACUACCAAUUCAAAUGGUUCACAUGUUUUCGGUGCCGUGCCUUCACACCCAUCUCCAUCAGCUGCCGCCGCCACCAAAUUGACCCGCUCGCCGCCGUUUCUUCCAGUGGCAUGCCUCAUUUUGUUGCUGGCUAGAUUCUAUCAAUAGAACUAGAUGAACAGAUGAAAACCUCAUUCAUUUUUUUUUUAUUUUAUUUCUGAAGCAAUUCUCUCAGUUGCCACAAGGUUUUUGAUUUUUCAUGAAAACUAAGGUGAACCAACAUUUUUCGGAGAAGUGCUAGCUAGUUGGCUUGACUGGAGGCAUGAAUCCCAGGAGAUCGGUUUUGGUGUGUAGAUAAGUUGUUUACUGAUGUAUCCGUAACAUGUAGGAAAAGGAAAUCAGGAAAGAAACAUGUUUUAAUUUUCAGUUUGUGUGCUUUUGUACUUGAAAACAGUUUAAAGUAUAGCAAUAUAUAUUUCUUGCUUUUCA
Messenger RNA from Theobroma cacao (cacao), 1417 nucleotides. RefSeq lists its product as uncharacterized. The record is from RefSeq and is a predicted model, not a curated record. Lineage: Eukaryota; Viridiplantae; Streptophyta; Magnoliopsida; Malvales; Malvaceae.